UGAGAGACGACAUCGUUCUGCAGUUAACAGUGUCUGGUGUCUGUUCUCUUACAAACCCCAAUAUUCGAGACGAUUCUACAACACUUCUGUGAUAUUCUAUUCUGCUGCUGUUCUCUUCUCUCCAUUCUUACCUUCAAUGGCUGACACCCCUUUCAAGAAAAUCCAAAUUCAAAGGGAAGAUACUACAUUUGAUGCAUAUGUGGUUGGAAAAGAAGAUGCUCCCGGAAUUGUUGUGGUUCAGGAAUGGUGGGGUGUGGAUUUUGAAAUUAAGAACCAUGCUUUGAAGAUUUCUCAGCUUGGUACUGGGUUUAGAGCUCUUAUCCCAGAUCUGUACCGAGGAAAGAUUGGUCUUGAUACUGCUGAAGCAGAGCAUUUGAUGACUGGUCUUGAUUGGCAAGGUGCUGUGAUGGACAUCCGUGCUUCAGUUAACUGGCUUAAAGCGAAUGGAUCAAAGAAGGCUGGUGUAACCGGAUUCUGUAUGGGGGGUGCUCUCACUGUUGCAAGUUCUGUCUUGGUUCCGGAGGUUGAUGCUGCUGUAGCAUUCUAUGGAGUUCCUCCUUCAGAACUUGCAGACCCUGCCCAAGCCAAGGCUCCUGUUCAGGCUCACUUUGGAGAGCUGGAUAGUUUUAAGGGCUUUUCAGAUGUUACUGCUGCCAAGGCCUUGGAGGAGAAACUGAAGGCAUCUGGAGUUCCAUAUGAGGUACACAUGUAUCCUGGCAACGCACAUGCAUUCAUGAACAGAUCUCCAGAAGGAAUCCAAAGGAGGAAGGACAUGGGAAUGCCCGAUGAAGAUGAAGCUGCAGUUCAGCUGGCUUGGUCUCGCUUUCAGACUUGGAUGACGAGUUACUUGUAUAGUUAAAUAAUUUAGUAGCUGAAUUCUGAUGCUAUAUACUUACUCCAUCUUAAGAGGUAAUAUUGUGUCCGCUUUACUGGCCCACAAACAGGAAGCUGUAUGCUGCUUCUUACACUUUGGUUGUUUACUGAAGUUUGGAUGCAUCGUUGGGAAAUUUGACAUGAGCAUGAUUUUGAAACGGUUGUGGCUUUUCUGUACUUCAUUGUUCUUAACACUGCCUCUUGUUAUUUUAGUCUCCUUCCCACUGCCUUUUGUGCAUGCUAAAACUGCCAAAAAUUUAGACCAGAUAACCUGGUGGGGUGGUGUAGGCAUUGACAGUAUUGGAAUGGAUUGAGUCUUGGUUGAAUAAAGGACUGGUUUAGUUUUUUGGAA
Molecule: messenger RNA, 1225 nt
Organism: Lotus japonicus
Lineage: Eukaryota; Viridiplantae; Streptophyta; Magnoliopsida; Fabales; Fabaceae
Exons: 5
Coding region: 137-859 (240 amino acids)
Molecular function (GO): hydrolase activity
Source: RefSeq, a predicted model, not a curated record